This is a messenger RNA of Gryllus bimaculatus (two-spotted cricket), 2746 nucleotides long. The record is from the annotation of a GenBank genome assembly. Lineage: Eukaryota; Metazoa; Arthropoda; Insecta; Orthoptera; Gryllidae.
AUGCAGCUGAUGUCGCUGUGGGGCCCGUUCAUCUACGCCGGCUGUUUCGCCGCCACGCUCUCCACCGCGCUCACCAACCUGCUGUCCGUGCCGCGCAUCAUCCAGGCGCUGGGCAUCGACCGCAUCUACCCCGGGCUCAUCUUCUUCUCCAAGGGCUACGGCAAGAGCGGCGAGCCCUACCGCGGCUACGUCAUCACCUUCCUCGUCUCCGCCGGCUUCCUGCUCAUCGCUCAGCUAAACGUGAUUGCGCCCUUGAUUUCUAACUUCUAUUUGGCCUCAUACGCCCUCAUCAACUUCUGUACCUUUCAUGCAGCCCUCAUCAAACCGCUAGGAUGGCGACCAACAUUCAAAUACUACAACGUCUGGCUGAGCCUGGUCGGCUUCGUUCUAUGCGUCUCAAUCAUGUUCUUGAUUGAUUGGGUAACGUCCCUAAUAACCUUCAUUAUCAUCUUCGCACUGUACCUGAUCGUCGUCUACAGGAGACCAGACGUAAACUGGGGUUCCUCGACGCAAGCGCAGACGUACAAAACAGCCCUGACGACGGCCUACCGGCUCUCCAAUAUCGGAGAGCACGCCAAGAACUACCGCCCGCAGCUGCUGGUGCUGUCGGGCAAGCCGUCGGCGCGGCCGCCGCUGAUGGGGCUGGCCAAUCUCAUCACCAAGCACACGGCGCUCUGCGUCUGCGGAGACCUGCUGCCGGUGCGUACGCGGCUGUCUCACAAAUCCCGGCUGGCGCGAGUGCGCGCGGGCUACAAGUGGCUGCAGAGCCGCAAGUACAAGGCUUUCUACACCGUCAUGGACGGGCUGAGCUUCGAGGACGGCGCGCGAGCCAUGCUGCAAUCCGCGGGCAUCGGCAAGCUCAAGCCCAACGUGCUGCUCAUGGGCUACAAGAGCGACUGGCGGACCUGCAACACGGACGACCUCGUCGCUUACUUCAACAUCCUCCACAACGCCUUCGACAACCGCAUGGCGGCCACCAUCCUCCGCCUGCCCGACGGGCUGGACUACUCGAAGGUGACGGACGACGCCGACGUGAACACGCCCAUCGCCGCCAGCAACGGCGACCUCACCGUCAACAGCACCGUCCUGCGCCACGACAUGGCCGUGCGAGGCGAGAUGCUGCGCGUGGACUCCAACCUGAGCUUCCUCACGCACCACGGCGGCUCCGACUCCACGCUGCACCUCAAAGAUUCAACACAGUGCCUGCCAACAGACAGCUUGACAUCUGGUAGAAGGUAUAAUUUACAGCACGACAAGACCUGGAAUAUAGGGAGUCCUAAAACAAUUCUGAAAUCCAAGAAAAAAGCUGUUGCAGAACAAAUCCUCAAAGACGCAACGGGCCACGACAUCCCUCGGGAAAUUCUCGCCAAUAUGACGUUAUUCGACCGCAAACAGAAGAAAGGCACGAUCGACGUCUGGUGGCUAUACGAUGAUGGAGGUUUAACCAUUCUUCUUCCUUACAUCGUGCAUAUGAGGAGCUAUUGGUCUCACUGCAAACUAAGAGUGUUUGCUCUGGCCAAUCGUGGGCAUGAACUGGAGUUGGAGGAACGCAACAUGGCUAAUCUACUAUCGAAGUUCCGGAUAGAUUACUCAAGCUUAAAGAUGGUAACUGGCAUUACUGAAAAACCAAAGAGCGAAACGGUUAACAUGUUGAACAGUCUCCUGGAGGGCUUCCGCGAAAGUGACGGAGCCCAUGAAGAAUGCCGAGUAACUGACACAGAACUGGCAACUCUUCAUGAGAAAACAAACCGACAGUUAAGACUCCGCGAAAUGCUUCUAGAAAAUUCCCAGGACGCUGUUUUAGUUGUGAUGUCCCUGCCUAUGCCGAGAAAAGGAACUGUCUCGGCUCCUCUGUACAUGGCGUGGCUGGAGAUGCUCUCCCGGGACAUGCCUCCGUUCUUAUUCGUGCGCGGGAAUCACACGUCUGUUCUAACUUUCUACUCAUAAUGAGAACUUUAUAGGAAUUGACAGGCGAAUACAUCGAAGAAGCAGAGCCGAAGAAUAGAGAGAAAUCCAAUGUAAUACUUUGGAAGUGAUGAGUGCUUUAUGUGUUUCCCGACCAAUUCAUCCGGUUUCACUACACAGCAACAAAAGAAAAUUGAAUCGAUUAUUUCGAAAAGACGACGCGCUCUUCGAGGUGCGCACGUUGUUAGAAAACUCCACAUCUCUCUGCAACAAAAAUUGGCCUAUUUGAAGUUAACAGAGAACCACAUCGGAUUAUAUUAUAUUAACGAACAGAUGGCAUGUGGCGUGUUCAUACUAAUGGAGUUUGAAGUAUAUUCUGAAUCAAAUAAUGUGCUUAACUCAUUUCUGUGUAGAGAUGUGACCUUUUCGAAAAAUCAGAUUCAGUGAAGAUGUAAGAUAGUUGUAGAGUGAAAACUAGUCAUUAAGUGUGUGGCGUUUUUCAACCAAAUAAUCUAAGGACAUACUUCUUCAUAUUUUCCUUGUGAAGAGGGUUUUUCUUUGUUCAAUACGAUUGAAUUCGACUUGAAAAAUUAGAUUUCCCUUUUCAUUUUCUAUUAACCUUCUGAGCUAUUACAAACGAGUAAUAGAUUACGGCAUCAAAUAUUUUUACAUUGCCAUUGAAAAUAUUAACCCAUUGUGUGCUUAAUAUACAAAAUACUCAGUAAAAUGUUUAGUAAAGAUGUGUGUACUUACAACAUUCAGUAUUAUAGUCAAUAUUUUGUCAUGUUCAUUAUACACAACAACAAUGUCAAAGUACUUGUACAACGUUCUUGAAUUAAAC